Ceratotherium simum simum (southern white rhinoceros) is the source of this 2466-nucleotide messenger RNA. RefSeq names its product protocadherin-23-like. Gene Ontology annotation, molecular function: calcium ion binding. Lineage: Eukaryota; Metazoa; Chordata; Mammalia; Perissodactyla; Rhinocerotidae. The record is from RefSeq and is a predicted model, not a curated record. Gene Ontology annotation, biological process: homophilic cell-cell adhesion. Gene Ontology annotation, cellular component: plasma membrane.
UCCUUUUUGGCAAAAGAAAUAAUGCACCUGACGUUACCAGGGGGAAACAACCAGCGGAGGAGAACAAGGAACAGAUGUAAAAGGAAUAAAAGGAGAGAGAGAAAGAGAUGAGACUCGUUUAAAGAAAUCCAGGGGCUGAAGAGGUGGCUGCAGCAGCAGAGGCAGCUAGAGCUUUCCCGUCUGCGUGAGCGGCAGGCGGAGGACGUUUUCACCAGUUGCAGAUGUAACCUCGGGAACUCCUGGGUGUGUUGGUUUGUUUGCCAAACAAAGUCUUUUCUUCUUUGGCUCAGACACUGAAAAGGCUCCUGGAUUUUUCUGCCAUCCCGCGACAAGCUGGCAGUUACCCGGGAGCCUUCCCAAGGAGCUGGCGGAGAAAUGAUCCCUUCUGGGCGGAGGAUGGGCGCCGGGCGUCAGCGGCGUGGGGCUCCCUCCUGGAAGCGCCUCCUGCUCCCCGGGAGGAGAGGGUCACCCCGCGGGCGGCGGGGCGGCGGCGGCUCCAGGGCGCGGCGCUUCCUGCUCGGGCUCUUCAUGCACGCGUGGCUGUGGGCGGCCUCGGGCACAUGUGCCCAGGUGUUCAACCUCAGCCUUUCUGUGGACGAGGGACUUCCUCCGGACACUCUCGUCGGCGACAUCCGCGCCGGGCUGCCGGCCACGCAGCAGCAGGAGGGGGGAGGCUUCUUUCUGUCGGAGGAUUCGGAUGACUCCCCGCUGCUCGACGACUUCCACGUGCAUCCGGACACCGGCAUCAUCCGCACGGCUCGGCGCCUGGACCACGAGCGGCGCGACCACUACAGCUUCGUGGCCGCCACGCUUCUGGGCGCCGUGGUGCAGGUGGAGAUCCGCGUCAACGACGUGAACGACCAUUCACCCCGCUUUCCCCGCGACUCCCUGCAACUUGACGUCUCGGAGCUCAGCCCGCCAGGUACCGCUUUCCGCCUGCCAGGUGCCCAAGACCCCGACGCCGGGCUGUUCAGCACACAGGGCUACACCCUGAUCCAACCGCCCAAUCUUCCCGAGGACCCCGCAGGACCGUUCUUUCAGUUGCGCUACGGGAACCCGGGGUCACCACCGUCGCCGCGGUCCUUGUCGCCCCUGGAGCCCCUCGACCUGGUGCUACUGCGCCGCUUGGACCGAGAGGCGGCGGCGGCACACGAGCUGCAGAUCGAGGCGUGGGACGGCGGUCGUCCGCGGCGCACGGGCCACCUGCGUGUGGAGCUGCGCGUGCUGGAUGAGAAUGACAACCCGCCCGUCUUUGAGCAGAGCGAGUACCGCGCCGCGGUGCGCGAGGACGCUCGGCCGGGUGCCGAGGUCUGCCGCGUGCGCGCCACCGACCGUGACCUGGGGCCCAAUGGCCACGUGCGCUACAGCAUCCGCGCCCGGCAGGCGCCCGGGGCAGGUGGCGGCGGCGGAUCACUGGGCGACGCGGCCUACUUCACUGUGGAGGAAUUGAGCGGCGUGGUGCGGCUGCGGAGGCCGCUGGACCGCGAGGCGCAGGCCUGGCACCAGCUGGUGGUCGAGGCCCGCGACGGAGGUGCCGAGCCCGAGGUCGCCACCGUGCGCGUGUCCAUCGCGGUGCUGGACGUGAAUGACAACCGGCCGGCCAUUCACCUCCUCUUCCUCACCGAGGGAGGCGCCGCUCGUGUCUCUGAGGGUGCCCGACUUGGAGACUAUGUGGCUCGUGUCUCGGUGUCCGACGCGGACGGUGACCCGGAGAAGGAAGAGGAGGCCGCUGGACAACUUGAUGUAGGCCUCGGAGGCGGGAGCAUCUCGUUGUCCUUGGAGGGCGGGGAGGGAGCCUUCGCGCUGCGGCCUGGAGGCUCUCCAGGGGUUUUUUUCCUUUGCGUGGAGGGGCCCCUGGACAGGGAGAGCCGAGACCUGUAUGAUUUGCGACUGGUGGCCACGGAUGCGGGGUCCCCGCCGCUGAGCGCGGAGGAAACGCUGCUGCUCCGGGUCGCUGACCUCAACGACCAGCCGCCUCUCUUCAGCCGGGAGCAUUACCGGGCCUCAGUGUCCGAGGCCGCGGCCCCCGGCACCGCGGUCUUGUGGGUCAGCGCCUCCGAUGCGGACGAGGCUGGCACCGACCACGCCCGGCUGCGCUACACGCUGGUUCACCUCCAGGCCCGCUGCAACCCAGAGGCUCUGCGGGCCCCGGCAGAGUGUGGACCGUCCUUCACCAUCGAUCCCGAAAGUGGCGUGAUCAGCACCACCCGGAGUCUGGACCGAGAGGUCCAGGAGGCGGUGGAGCUUAGAGUGGUGGCCCAAGACCUUGGAGAGCCCCCGCUCUCUGCCACCUGCCUGGUGAGCAUCACCGUCGACGACGUGAAUGACAACGAGCCCAUCUUCCUGAGGCAGGUAUACAACGCCACCCUUGCGGAGCAUGCCCCGGUUGGACACUGUUUUCUGCAGGUGAGUGCAUCAGACCGGUGGAUCAACCGGAAGGCCUGGGAAGGGAUGCAGAGGUUGUGA